GUUAAAAACAGACUACAGAAAUAUAUGAAAAAACACUAGAUUCCCUCACCCAAUCAAUACGGAUUCCAACCAAGGAAAAGCACACAAGAUGCCAUUCACAGACUGAUAACACUCAUACAGAGUAACACUGAUAAAGGCGAAAAAGUGAUGGCAACUUACCUGGACCUCGCUAAAGCCAACGACACAAUACGGCACGAACAACUGGUUAACAAACUCGAAACUAUUAGAAUACAAGAAACAGCACAACAAUGGUUCCGAAGCUACCUUACAGUGAGAACACAACGAACGAAAAUUGGAAGCACAUGCAACCAAAAAGCGACGAUACACUGUGGAAUCCUACAAGGAACUAUACUCUCAGCAUUACUUUUUAAUAUCUACGCCAAUGACAUCAUAUCUCUAAGCCUUGACUCGACAAUAAUUGCCCAUGCAGACGACACAGUACUAGUAACAAUUACAAACACAUGGGAAGAAACCUACGAGAUAGCAGCAAUGGACCUGAAGACAAUACAUAACCACCUAGAAUACCACUGGCUAACGCUGAACACUAAAAAAACAACAUACACAACGUACAAAGCAACCUCAAACGAAAAACUCCAAAUACAAAGUAUACACAUGAAAAUACAUAGAUGUCAGCGUGCCAGAGAACGGUACCAAUGUGACGAUUCAUCCAAAAACAAAAUACAAAAAUAUUCGGGAAUAAUAAUAGAUGAACAACUGAAAUGGAAAGAACACAUUGAACUAACUGUGAAAAAACUAAGGAAACUCAUGCACCCUCUCUACAACCUAAGUCAAAUCGUCGAAACACAGCCGAUGAAAGCAGUAUACUUCGCUUUAGCGCAUUCGAUUAUUUAAUACGGGAUCACAGCAUGGGACAGCGCCUACCAAAAAACAAUAAAUCCAUUCCACCAAACGCAGAAAUCAACCAUCAAAAUUGUGCUACAGAAACCAAGAAACUACCCUACAGAACAACUAUACAAAGAAAGUCAAAUCCUUGACCCAAGACAGCAAUAUCUGAGGAACAUCAUUAUCAGUCUCCAUAAAAGCCCGAUUGAAAUAGCACUGCGACAACAACGGCAUUCAUACGACACCAGAGCAAAACACCUGGGAAAACUUGAAAUCAGGAAAUGCACACCAAACAUGGACAACAAAUGGAGGAGUACAUUGCAAACAAAGCAUGCAAAAGACUACCUUCAACAACGAAAAAAAUUACGGUGUAUUCCUUCAAGAAAACAAUCACAUCAUGGAUACUACAGACAAGCAGAACACUGUACGAAGAGUUGACUAACACAAGUAUAUAGGCUACAUAUAACAAGAAACACUUGAACAAUAACAUGGUUUAUCAAAUCUAGCAAAUGUGACAUACAGUAGAAUGUAGAUACACAUCACACACCACGCCUUGGACAAUACACAAUUGAACGUACAAACACCCUACAACCCUGCGCAUGACAGGGACAAAUCACACUAAAAUACAGAUGUAAAU
Messenger RNA from Neodiprion fabricii, 1480 nucleotides. RefSeq lists its product as uncharacterized. Bases 148 to 852 code for a protein of 234 amino acids. The record is from RefSeq and is a predicted model, not a curated record. The transcript has a single exon. Lineage: Eukaryota; Metazoa; Arthropoda; Insecta; Hymenoptera; Diprionidae.